CAUCGUCUGCAUCGUCUACCAAAAAGCGCUUAGUUGCCAACGCUAUCACGUUGUAGACAUAAUAGAGCCGACCUUAGCAUUGCUAUUGCAUAUGCUGAUUAUUUGUAAGAUUUUUUCCAGGUCAUGGGUGUACUAUCACGGAGAGGAGCUGAGUUAGGUGCAGAAGGUAUUCACCACCCUGGGAACGAGAGCGUUGACUUUGAGAGUUACUCCUCUAUAGAGGUGAGGUCUGCCUCCGCCAGAAAGCCAUUAUGGCCAUUGUUUGAAUAUAAAGCCGUGUUAGACUUCUUAGAAUCUCCAUUUGAAGAAAAAAAUGUCGCUGGGACAACAGCCGUUCUUCCCCAAAGGAGGGAAUUCAAUCAACAGUUUACGGCCUUUUGGACCAGGAAGAGGUCCGAGCACUUUUCGAUCGCACUCUAUGCCGCCGCUGGCGAGUGCUUUCUUUCGGUGGUCUUACCGGCUGCUGCUGCACUCAUUUUUACCCAUCACAUUCCUUCAAGUGGUAGAAAAAGCGCCACCCCGAGCUCUAGUAUAGAAGAAGAUGCAACACAGGAAAGAAACGCGCACCUUCUCUUGUUUUUAGCUCUCGUUUCCUGGAGCUUGAAUACCGGUGGCUGCCUCCUCGAAGGCCUGGCUGCGCAUAGGCACGCGCAGCUCGAUCCAGGGUUUUCCGCUGGUUUCCUUUCGGUUAUCACGAGCUUUCCCGACAUUGGUGACACCGCGAAAGACUUGAUUUUGCAGGUGCGGGAUCGUGAUGAAAAUUUCAAAAAGGCGUACUCCAUUUUCCUCGGACUGGCGUACUGCUGUUCUGGGAUUUUCACCGGCUGUGUCGCUUUUCGCACGGGGAGCCGGUUUCACGCCGCUUUGCCACCCGCUUUUCCGCAACUCGCCUGUCACGGAAUACGUACUUCUGAAGAAGUGCUUUUUCAAACAGAUUUCUGUUUCCGUGCCUUCGUAGAUCGUAAUCUAAGACUGAUGAUAUUGAUCAACAAUGCGGCUGUAAUUCCAGUGAUGUGGCAUUCGUUCCCAACUUUGAUGAGUACGUAUGUAUUCGUUGCUGAUCUUGUUGCGUCUCUUGCUUCUACAUCAUCCUGAAAAAACUAGAUGACCGGUGUCCGCCACCAUUGUUAUCUCGAGAUAUCGCAUUCUGCAUUCCAGUUUCUUUUCCCACUAUCUUUGAGAAAAAGUAGUGGCUUUGUGUAUGAUUCAUGACAGUGACUGCCACGUUGGUUAUCAUCCUGUAUCGUUGGGCGCGCGGCGAUUUGGGCCGAGGAGUGCUCUUUGAUCUCGCUCGAGGUGACUUGCAGUGGCCAGCGGGUGCGGUUAGCGGGCUUUUUUUUGGGUGUUUCCUCAGUGCAGUCGGCGCAUGCGUGGGAACUCUGAUCGUAGAGAUCUUUCGGCGCUUUGGGCUGAGUCGGCAGAUGAGCAGGGUGAAUACAGAUAUCUCUGCUGGUAGUGGAAAUUGCUUUAUCACCGAAGAGGACCCCUCAUUGUGUGGGGGCGGGGAUGUUGAAAGUCGGGGGUUUGGCAUAUGUGAUGCCUCUGAACUUCGAGACCGAGUCGAUAGUCGCAUUCGCGAACCGGGGCGGUCGAGGUGUCAAAGACUUGGAAUGAUGCUGAUUCCAAAAACGGCCGAAGAAGGCGAGAUUUGUGGGCGCGCGGUGAACAAUUUGAUCGCUUGUAUUCUUUGCAUCCUAAUUCGCACCUGUGUGCUUUUUUUCCCCGCACUAGCGACGAAUUUCGUGUUAUACAAAAUGGCCGGAUCCUUCUGCGGUGCGUUGUCCUCGAUGAGUGGCACGAUUGCAGACAUCGCUGCGCGGCUUCCUCCGAGUCUUGACCGCCAACGGGAGCGCAGAACCAAUAUUGUCAAUGUUGGUGUCCACUUUCUCAUUCUCGUUGUGUUCAUGCUGUUGGUGCUCCACCUAGCAACGAUCGAGCCGAUUUUGCUCUCCAUGCGAGGCAGCAAAUCGAUUCUCCAGGAAGGAAAAACGAUUGAGCGUGCAAAGGGUUUCGGGAACUUUGUGGAUGACGAAACGUUCUAACAGACUGGCGCAACCAUGCUCAUACGACUGUGCCAACAUGAUUUUAUUGUGGGCAGCCGCUAAUUACAAAAGCGGGAAUCCUGCAGAAAUUUAAGUUUCAGCAUUAUACCUAGUAAUUUUGCAUGUUGCUGUCAAACGCUUGACAAUUGCAUAGAGGCGUGUCACGAUUGGCAAUCACGAUGAAAUCCUCCAACCAGCACUGGAGGUUGGUUUACGGGGCCCGCAGAG
Molecule: messenger RNA, 2270 nt
Organism: Amoebophrya sp. A25
Lineage: Eukaryota; Dinophyceae; Syndiniales; Amoebophryaceae
Source: the annotation of a GenBank genome assembly